This is a messenger RNA of Fusarium sp. VM40, 1416 nucleotides long. Lineage: Eukaryota; Fungi; Ascomycota; Sordariomycetes; Hypocreales; Nectriaceae. The record is from the annotation of a GenBank genome assembly.
AUGUCGCAUAUCACAUUGGCCCAACAAGGCCUCGCUGCCGCCGAAGCGCGCAACUGGGACGAAGCCAUAGAGAAGCUCUCAGUUGCCCUCGAGACCUCUCAGAACCCUCUCUGGCUCAUCAACCGAUCGAAAGCCCUCAUCCACCACAAGAAAUUCCAAGAGGCCCUCGACGAUGCCAACCUCGCAUGGCACACUGCGUACGAGCGCAAUAAGCGACCGCUCCUCAUUGAUGCCCAGUACCGUCGUGCUGUCGCCUACUUCCGUCUCGGGCAAUAUGCCAACGCCGAUGCCUGUUGUAUCUACGCCAUGCGCUUAGUCAAGGGCUUACCUGCCGUAGAGAAACAAGAUCCCGCCAGAUUGCACACAGACGAGAAUGGUUUCUACAAGGUGACGCUGAAAGAUGCGCACGAGGAAUCCGCUACCGAUCCAAUCAACCAGCCAAAGGGUGGCGCACUUGCAGUUGGAAGCAAUGAUGUUCCAAAUGCCAAAGACUGGCGCAUUGCAAGCACCCUGAGAAUGCAAAUUCUUUAUGCCAUGGAUAAGCUUCCCGAAGACGACCCGGCACGCAAGCUUACUACAGCUGUGAAGCCCGAACGUAAGGAUCUAUCGGACCUGGGCACCAAGAAGAAUGAGCCUGCCAAAGAGCCAGCCCUUUCUGCAACUCAAUCUGCUCCUAAACCAGUCGUUCCAGCCGAUACCCCUCUGCGGAUACAGGAAUUUCAGAACGAUGCCAACAUGACAGUGUCCAUCUUUUCUAAGGGUGUUAACAAGGAGAAGCUUCAAGUUCAAUUUACGCCAUCUUCUGUCUAUCUUGACUCUGUCAUUUUGCCCAGUGGGGAGGAGAAGCCUUUCGCAAUGAGCUUCUGGGGCCAAAUCGACACAGAUGCCUCCACAUGCAGAGUCACGCCUAACAAGGUUGAGCUGAAUCUCAAGAAGGCUACUCCUGGAAAGUGGAAGCAGCUCAAGAGCGAAGACACUGGGGCAGCCCCCAAUACUGAGACUGAUGAAAAGCUCAAGGUCCUGAAAGAGGCUCGCCAGAAAGCUAUGGAUGCAGCAGACGCCUCGACAAAGGCAGUGCCUGCUGAGGAGAAGCCUACGCCAUCCUCCGAAGACAAAGGGAAAGCCCCUGCCGCGCCCCAAGACUCUUCCAAACCAGCUGUCUCAUACCCUUCAUCUUCUCGUACCGGUCCCAAGGAUUGGGACAAGGUUGGCGACGAUAUCGACUCCGACGAGGAGAAGGAUGUCAAUGUGUUUUUCAAGAAACUCUUCAAGGGCGCUACACCCGAGCAGCAGCGAGCUAUGAUGAAGAGCUUCACUGAAAGCAACGGUACUAGCCUGAGCACAGACUGGAGCGAUGUCAAGGACCGAAAGGUAGAGACCGUCCCUCCUGAGGGCGUCGAGGCCAAGAAGUGGUAG